AGACAGAGAGAGGAAGAGGGAGACAGAGAGAGAGAGAGAGAGUCAGAAAGGCAGACAGAGAGAGAGACAGGGAGACAGAGAGAGGAAGAGGGAGACAGAGAGAGAGACAGAGAGAGAGACAGGCAGACAGAGAGAGAAAGAGAGAGAGGAAGAGGGAGACAGAGAGAGAAAGAGAGAGAGGAAGAGGGAGACAGAGAGAGGGGGGGGUGAAAUAACCGUAAACUGUUUCAUCACUCCACUCUACGCUGCAGCUUCAGUCUCAAUCCAGCCGUGGGCGGGACAUCAUGCUGUUGAUCGAUGGGAUGCCUGCCGUCAGCGUCCAAUCGGAGUCUCUGGAGCCUCAGAGAACGUCUCUGUUGGCGUUGUCCCCUCCUGAGAUGGACAGGGUGGUUCUGAAGAGGAAGAUGUUCAGCCCAGUACCUCCAAGUCCUCCAGACACACAACCCUGUAACCCAAACUCUUUCCAGCCCCAGACAGAGCCUGUAGACCUGUCCACCAGCAGCUCCAGGACAUCUCCGACAUCCACAGGAGUCUCCCUGUGCCGCCUACCGUCCACCUCCAUCACCAAGCCUUCCUCAUCCUCAUCCUCCUCCUCUGUCAUUACGUAUGUCCCAAAGACUCCUGCUAUAUCAGCGGCAGGUCCCGGCAUGAGAGUCCUUUGUGGUUAUGUCAGAGAGUACCUCCUCACACCACUCUCCUCCAGCCCCGCCCCUCUUCAAGCCCCCCGUACGCCCGUAGUGGUACGGCCCACACCCCUCUCCUCCAGCCCCGCCCUUCUUGAAGCCCACCGUACGCCCGUAGUGGUAAGGCCCACACCCCUCUCCUCUAGCCCCGCCCCUCUUCAAGCCCACCGUACGCCCGUAGUGGUACGGCCCACACCCCUCUCCUCUAGCCCCGCCCCUCUUCAAGCCCACCGUACGCCCGUAGUGGUACAGCCCACACCCCUCUCCUCUAGCCCCACCCCUCUUCAAGCCCACCGUACGCCCGUAGUGGUACGGCCCACACACCUCUCCUCUAGCCCCGCCCCUCUUCAAGCCCCCCGUACGCCCGUAGUGGUAAGGCCCACACCCCUCUCCUCUAGCCCCACCCCUCUUCAAGCCCACCGUACGCCCGUAGUGGUACAGCCCACACCCCUCUCCUCUAGCCCCACCCCUCUUCAAGCCCACCGUACGCCCGUAGUGGUACAGCCCACACCCCUCUCCUCUAGCCCCGCCCCUCUUCAAGCCCCCCGUACGCCCGUAGUGGUACAGCCCACACCCCUCUCCUCUAGCCCCGCCCCUCUUCAAGCCCCCCGUACGCCCGUAGUGGUACGGCCCACACCCCUCUCCUCUAGCCCCGCCCCUCUUCAAGCCCACCGUAUGCCCGUAGUGGUACGGCCCACACCCCUCUCCUCUAGCCCCGCCCCUCUUCAAGCCCCCCGUACGCCCGUAGUGGUACGGCCCACACCCCUGCUCUACACCCACCCAGCACACAGCAGAACCCUGGUGGUAUCCCGACGUCCACAUCACCAUCACCGUGGUGACGGCCAGGAUGAUGAGCUGCCGACCACGGGACUGGACGGUGUGACAGAGAUGGGACAGGUUUUAACCAGAGUGGGUCAUGACUCCAUGUUAGCCGGUGGUAUCCAGAGCAUGCGGGUAGGUCAUGUGACCAGGUCAGAGGUCAGGGGGCGUGUCCACAGGUGUGAGUUUUACGGCUGUAACAAGGAGUACACCAAGAGUUCCCACCUCAAGGCCCACAGACGCACACACACAGGUGAGAAGCCGUAUAAGUGCACGUGGGUCGGGUGUACGUGGCAUUUUGCCCGUUCUGACGAGCUGACCCGCCAUUACAGGAAACACACGGGGGUGAAGCCCUUCAGGUGUGGCGACUGUCAACGCUCCUUUUCCCGCUCAGAUCACCUGGCCCUGCACCGACGCAGACACACACUGAUCUCAGGAGUGAGGGACGGACGGACGGACGGACGGACGGAGGGAGGGAGGGAGGGAGGGAGGGAGGGAGGGAGGGAGGGAGGGAGGGAGGGAGGGAGGGAGGGACAGACAGACAGACACUGA
Messenger RNA from Oncorhynchus masou masou (cherry salmon), 2054 nucleotides. RefSeq names its product Krueppel-like factor 12. The transcript is spliced from 5 exons. NCBI's taxonomy places the organism in Eukaryota, Metazoa, Chordata, Actinopteri, Salmoniformes, Salmonidae. The record is from RefSeq and is a predicted model, not a curated record. Gene Ontology annotation, molecular function: DNA-binding transcription factor activity, RNA polymerase II-specific; RNA polymerase II cis-regulatory region sequence-specific DNA binding. Bases 285 to 2054 code for a protein of 589 amino acids. Gene Ontology annotation, biological process: regulation of transcription by RNA polymerase II.